Messenger RNA from Puntigrus tetrazona (Sumatra barb), 3255 nucleotides. RefSeq lists its product as uncharacterized. NCBI's taxonomy places the organism in Eukaryota, Metazoa, Chordata, Actinopteri, Cypriniformes, Cyprinidae. Gene Ontology annotation, molecular function: electron transfer activity. Bases 487 to 1617 code for a protein of 376 amino acids. The transcript has 10 exons. The record is from RefSeq and is a predicted model, not a curated record. Gene Ontology annotation, biological process: cell redox homeostasis.
UCUCUCUCUUUCACUUCCGCGUCCAGCAGGGUGGUAUGAUGACGCGAGAGGAGAGCUUUGACGCUGCCGUUUCUGGACGUAAAACAUUUCAAAAUAAAAGACUCUACGGCGGCGUGAAACUGACCCGUGCAGUUAACUGGUGCCUUGUGUGUGCUGGCUUCACACUGCUGUGAGGAUGAUGGUCUCUCUGUAGUCCUGUUAUCUGCUCCUCUACUCAGUGAUUUGAGUAUCACUCAGCUGCCGAAGAAGGAUAUCGUAAUUAUGAAUAGCGUUACAGUCCGCAGUGACUCCGCACGACAAGGCUCGGUCGUUUCCCGGCGGCUGGUGAACGUUAGUCCUCUCAGCGCGUCUGUUUACCUGUGAGUCAAAGUCUAUGAGACGGAGUCCGAGAGACAGACAGACAGCUCUGGAGCAGCUUGCAGGGAAGCCAGAAGCGCUCAGGGAAUCCGGGUGACAGCUUCGUGAGCUUGUGUUUCAGGUGCUGUGAUGGUGGAAGACGGGCCGGUCAUGAGGGGACGGGUGACGGUGUACUCGGUGCCAGGCUGUCCUCACUGCUUACAGGCCAAAGCCACUCUGAGUGCGUUAGGGGUGCCUGUGUGUGACGUAGACGUGGACCAGCACCGAGAGCUACGAGCGCGACUGAAGGAGCGCACGGGCCGCAGUACCCUACCCCAGAUAUUCUUCAAUAACCUCUACGUGGGAAACAACGAGGACCUCCAGAACCUGGAUCGUGAGAGGCUGGAGCAUCUCGUCCUGUCAGUGAGAGAGGAGCCUGUGCCGCUGGACGCUCCGCCUGUUCCUGGGGAAACCAGCCUGGACUCUGAUGGUGAGGUUGGUGGAGGAGCCUGUGAGCUUUCGGAGGCACUGAGGACUCUGACCCUGAAACUCUACUCUGAUCAUCUCUCUGAAGAUGGCAAGACAGUUGAUUACAAGGCCGUGUCCCGGAGCGUGUGCUUCGAGAGGUACUGCGAUCUAGCUGUCCAGCUUCAGCGCGUGGAGCUGCUGUCUCUGAGUCGGGAAGAGAAACUGGCUUUCUUCAUCAACAUCUACAACACCCUCGUCAUCCACGGGAACCUGCGUCUGGGCUUUCCCAAGAACAUAUGGCAAAGGUAUCGGUUCUUCAACUACGUGAGCUACUUCAUUGGUGGUGAGGUGUUCACGCUGCAGGAUAUUGAAAAUGGAGUGCUUCGAGGAAAUCGUAAAGGUGUGGCACAACUCAUGAAGCCCUUUUCCAGGAACGAUCCUCGGCUGCAGGUGGCACUUCCUGAAGUUGAGCCUCUCAUUCAUUUUGCACUGAACUGUGGUGCAAAGGGCUGCCCUCCAAUUAAGACAUACACACCACAGGACAUUGAUAGUCAGUUGCGUGCUGCAGCAGAAGCGUUCCUGGAGAAUGAGGACAGCUGCGUGAUUGACAGUGUGGGACGAGAAGUAAAACUCAGCCAGAUCUUUAAGUGGUACAAAGCAGAUUUCGGAGGCACCGAUGAAAAGCUGCUGACCUGGGUGUCCGAGCAUAUGGGAGCAUCACGGAAGAAGAGGACUCUACAGGCUCUGCUGUCAGAAGGAAAGGUCAAAGUGAGCUAUCUGCCCUAUGACUGGUCUAUAAACAGCUCAGACUGAACUAAAGCUCAUUCUCACGCACAUGAUCGCUCAAUCGCUGACUCGUUGCGGGUUCUGUGUUUCCGCUGAACACGUCCAGGAGAGACGAGCGAUUCAAAACACAACAGUACCCCCAAACUAUGCAUUUUGAUCCCUUUACCUUGUUCUUCCGCCUCCCAAAGGGCAACGUGAUACCGCAGCCUACUAUUUCUAACAAAGUUUUUAUACCUAGAAUUGUACUGCAGUGUUUUGCACUGAUUAUUAUGCAGUUACAUGUUUUUAAAUACUCUCAUGCAAGGAUGUCUUUAAUUUCUCUGCAUUAUUACGUGAAUUGUAGUGUAUCUGUCAAUUUAUUUAAUACGUAGUUUUCAGCAACACUAUCAAAAGCAAAAAAUAACCCAUGGAAAACAUACCUGCACUGAUUAAGCUAUGCUUGUAAUAUACAAUUUUUCAAAAGACCUCAAGGAAAAAAUAAUCAUUUUUUUUAGAUUACAAUACACACUAAUAAACAGCAAUAUUUACUGUACUUAUGUAUAUUUUUACAACAUUUCAGCAUAUGACAAAUUUGCACGGAUGCUUCCAGGAUUGCUUCUAAGCGCAAUUGAAAUAAUGUCUCCACCACGAAUCAUCAUAAAAGUAUACAGUAUUACUUUUAAGCCAUAUUCGAUAGCUAUUUGCUGGUAUUUGAUAGCUUUAUGUGAUGAUUUUAAGUAAUUUUUUUAAUUUGCUGUGCAUGCGCGAUUUCAGAGUUCACUGUUUUACGUCUAGACGUGUUUCUUCUCUAAAACCUAAAGGGAGAUUUUGAGACAUGGAUUAGUUUGUGCCGUUUGUUGUACUGUUGACCCUCGGUCUGUCUGAAUGAUGGAUGUCUUCAUCCGUCCCGUAUCAGUUCAUCACAAGAACACCAGCCGGUAGCAUCCGAUACUUUUUGUAAUGCAUGAUGUUAUUUGAUCAAUUAUUGAAAGGGCGACAGGGCUGAUGCAAUCUCAUAACUGGUUUCUGGUGAGCACGGCCUGUUUUGCACGCCCUGUGUCUGAUUUGAUCGAGAGUUAACGAGAAUUCCCGUAAUAUUUUUAUAGAAAAUGAGAUCCAGGCCGAAACUUUAUGCAAAUCGAUUUUCCCACCUGCCUAGGCUUUAGGCAGAGAAAAUCCUCUUGGAGUCUACGAGGAACAUAGACGCUGUUUUAAUAGAUGUUGAUUUUCCUGUAAGCAUGUAAUUUAAUAGUGAUGCAUGUGAUACUAUGGUAUAGUAUUGCGAGGGCUGACGCUGUGGGAUGAGAUGCACGAGUAAAAUGAGGUUCAGUACUUCUUGUUUCAGCCAGUGCCUUUUCACCUCUGCAUGAGACCGAUAUAGUCAUAUUCCUCCACUUGACCGCACAUCCCAUUGCUUCAGGAAAUCAGUUCAUUUCAGACUUUCAUCCGCAAGAGAUUGCUGAAUCAUAGCUCGCCCGGGAGAAGGUCCUAGAGUUACCUCAUCCUUUUCUCUUUUAUUGUAAGAAAGGAUAUCAAUGCCAUGCAAUGAACCUGAACUAAAUGUCAAGAUAAGACUGAUACUUUUGCAUGGAGAUUAUUUAUUUGAACUGGAGCAAUACUGCACUGUCUUUUCUAAAUAAACUACAAUGAUGAUAUACGAUGAAAUAAAAUAUGACGUGCACUUAU